AUGUGGGUGUUCUAUUUAAUAUCAUUGCCUAUGACAUUAGGCAUGGUGAUUUUAACAUUGUUAUAUUUUUCUGGACCUGAUGUGCCAAAAUAUGUGUUCUUCACCGUUGCAUACACCUGGUUCUGCUCUCUCUCCAUCAUCAUCCUCGUCCCCGCCGAUAUAUGGACGACAUUAAGAGGUGAUCAUAACGUUGCAAUUUCUGUUCUUUGGAGUUUGACAUAUUGGAGUACCUUCUUACUUACAUGGACUGUGAUUCCAACUAUUCAGGGUUUUGAAGAUGCUGGAGAUUUCACAGUUAAAACAAGAUUGAAGACCAGCAUACAUGCAAACCUAGUCUUCUAUCUCUCUCUUGGUUCUGUAGCACUCAUUGGUCUCAUAUUGCUCAUAACUUUCCACCAUGAUUGGAGUGGUAACAUAAUGGGUUUUGCCAUGGCUUGCUCAAAUACAUUUGGACUUGUUACCGGCGCGUUUCUACUUGGAUUUGGUUUGUGUGAAAUUCCCAGGGGAAUUUGGUUGAAUGCAGAUUGGAACAUUCAGCAGAAAGUCCUUUCCCACAAAGUUGCAAAAAUGGCUGUCAAGUUAGAUGAUGCUCACCAAGAUUUUUCAAAUGCCAUUGUUCUUGCACAGGCAACAUCAAAGCAAAUGCCAAAACGUGAUCCUUUGAGACCAUACAUGAAUAUAAUUGACAAAAUGUUGGCACAGAUGUUGAAGGAAGACCCUUCCUUCAAACCACAGGGUGGAAGACUAGGACGUGACAUGGGUUAUGACACAGACGAGAAAACCAUGGCAGAAUUAAGACGCCAUCUAAGAAGAGCUCGAGAGCAGUAUUACCGAUAUCAAAGUGAAUAUACCAAGUUUGUGUUAGAAGCCCUUGAACUGGAGGAUACCAUAAAGAACUACGAGAGCCGUGACUCCACAGGAUGGAAAUAUAUUUCAUGCUUGAGGCCUGAACGCACUGGCAGAGUUGGUGCUUUUUUGGAAACAACUGAAUUUCUAUGGCGGUGUAUAUUAAGGAAGCAACUACAAAGAUUAGCUGCUGUUAUAUUGGGAUGCAUGUCAUUUUCAAUUCUUUUAGCAGAGGCUACCAUACUAAAUGGUGUUGAUUUAUCCCUUAUCUCUAUCCUAAUACACGCUGCAGGAAAAGAUGAGAUUCUUGUGCAGUUAGCUGCAUCCAUACCCUUGAUGUAUAUGUGUGUUUGUACAUAUUAUUCCUUGUUUAAGAUGGGAAUGAUGAUGUUUUACUCAAUCACACCAAGACAAACAAGCUCGGUCAGCUUGCUUAUGAUAUGCUCGAUGGUUGCAAGAUAUGCAGCACCAAUUUCUUACAACUUUCUUAACCUUAUUGAUAUCGGCCGCAACAGAAAAACCAUUUUUGAAAAGAGGAUGGGAAACAUUGAUGAUGCUGUUCCGUUUUUCGGGAAAGGAUUUAACAAAAUCUACCCCCUCAUCAUGGUUAUAUACACUUUUUUAAUAGGCUGCAAUUUUUUUAACUGGCUCAUCAGUUAUUUUGAGAAUUUGAUAAUCUUCAAGUUUAUUAAAGAUGAUGCAGAAGAUAUGGAUGGAUUUGACCCAUCUGGAAUACUAAUCUUGCAUAAAGAGCGUUCUCAUCUUCAACAAGGCCACAAAGUCGGCGAGCUUGUUUUCCCUUUAGCAAGGAGUUUCAGCGCGAGUAACCCGGAUCUAGAAUCAGCAGGCAAUACUGUGGCUCUGGAUGAGACUCCAAGUGGAGUUGACACUGCCAAAACAGCAGAAGAGAAAAAUAAUGAAGGCGGCGAAGGCGACAGGAGCAGGAGAUUCCGCGGCAGAAAGUAUGGAGCGCUAAGAACACAUUCUAUCGAACAGUUGCCGGGCGGUAAAGAUUUGAGAGAGGAUAAUAAUGAUUCUGAUAAAACUAGUUCAGGGCAAUCAUCUUCAUUAUCCUCAAAAUGGGAUUCAAUGAUGUCCCAGUUUAGAAGUUUAAGAUCAAACAUGGAUUCCAAUAGGUUCAAUCCUCUUGCUGUUCAAGGAACCACUCUAAGCUCACACUCUUCAUUUGAAUCCUUUGAUGAAAUAUUGAAACAUCCAAGCUCAGAAUCACAGUUUCCAGUGACUAAACUUGAUCAUGAAGUAUUCAGAAGUGACUAA
This is a messenger RNA of Arachis stenosperma, 2124 nucleotides long. RefSeq lists its product as uncharacterized. Gene Ontology annotation, cellular component: membrane. The transcript has 14 exons. The coding region runs from base 1 to 2124 and encodes 707 amino acids. The record is from RefSeq and is a predicted model, not a curated record. Lineage: Eukaryota; Viridiplantae; Streptophyta; Magnoliopsida; Fabales; Fabaceae.